UCAUUUUUCCCACUUAUCUCCGUCCGCCGCCGACCUACAGAAACUCGGAGAAACCUAACCGGCGGAUUCAAUUCAGAAGAAACCAUGCGUCUUCACUCAGCAAUUACUCUUCGAAGUUUCUUCACCGGAAGGUCUCUCCGAGUCUCGCAGAAUCUAAGCGUUAUAUCUUCUUCUUCGGCUCCUAUAAACUCGCUAGGCGAUGUCUCAGGUCCAUCACCGUCUCACUAUUCGAAAUCCAGUCUCUCAGAAGCAUCAUCAUCUUCUAGCUCUAGAAUUCUCCGUAUCCCGAACGUUUCAUUCUCCAGGCUCUUCCACGAGAAUCAGAGGAGAUUCGGCACCGACUCUAGUAGCGGCGGCUCACCGCCAGAUAUUAACAAGGUAGUGGACGAGAUCAAUCUCAAAUUCGCUGAAGCUCGUGAGGAGAUCGAAAUGGCUAUGGAUUCGAAGGAGACGGUUUACUUUAACGAAGAGGCAGAGUGCGCGAGAGCCGCCGUGGCGGAUGUUUUGGAGAUGUUUGAAGGUUUGCUCGGGAAAGUUACAGAGAAGGAGAAAGCAUCUCUGCAGCGAUCCAUGGGACUCAAGAUCGAACAGCUCAAAGCUGAGCUUCAACAGCUGAACGAGUGAUUGAUUGAGACGAUGUCGUUCUUGUGGAGAACGAAGAGGUCAGCAGAAAUUUUCAUCUUCACCGAAUUGGUCACCGAGCCAUUGUUGUUUUAUUAUAUAUCUGUGUGCUUCAAUAAAUUUAGUUCAGAUUCUUAAAAAUUCAGUGAAAUUUGCAUUUGCCCCUAGCCUCUAUUGUUCUUUUUUGGAUUAGAGAAUGGAGCAAUGAAACAGUUUUAUAAGUUUA
Molecule: messenger RNA, 847 nt
Organism: Capsella rubella
Lineage: Eukaryota; Viridiplantae; Streptophyta; Magnoliopsida; Brassicales; Brassicaceae
Exons: 1
Coding region: 85-624 (179 amino acids)
Source: RefSeq, a predicted model, not a curated record